Molecule: messenger RNA, 1835 nt
Organism: Agrilus planipennis (emerald ash borer)
Lineage: Eukaryota; Metazoa; Arthropoda; Insecta; Coleoptera; Buprestidae
Exons: 3
Coding region: 968-1465 (165 amino acids)
Biological process (GO): regulation of transcription by RNA polymerase II
Cellular component (GO): nucleus
Molecular function (GO): DNA-binding transcription factor activity, RNA polymerase II-specific; RNA polymerase II cis-regulatory region sequence-specific DNA binding
Source: RefSeq, a predicted model, not a curated record
GAAAAAACAAUCUCUGUUUUAUUUGCCUACUUUUGAAAUAUUAAUAGUUGUUAUUAGGAGAAAUAAUAAUCGAACGCAUUUUGUUAAGAAAAAUGACAAUCAAUUAAAAAAACUGACAAACGAAAACAAAUAUCAAACAAUUAAACAAUUGAGGUAAUGAAAAAACAUCAAAAUAGUAUGUAUUAACAGCUAGUAAACAAAAAACGAUCAAAUGAUGUCCUUGGCAGGUAUUUCGUUUUAAUAAAUGCAAUACAAAUGUUGAAAAAUAAAAGACGUUUCGCAUUACGUUAUCAUUCGGGGAAAUCCCAUGUAAGUAAGUCGCUGUUUUAACAAUUUCAUAGUCACAGUGCGUUCUGAUUAUACAUAUUCUAGUUGACCUGUAUGAAUAAUUAAAUAAUGCUCUUGUAAAUGUUAUCAUCCCCUAUCAUGGGGUGGAGUUAUGUGGGAAACAAGCAAGACUUACCAAACAUUAUUUUAACAUUAAACCGUGUCCAAUAGGUUUAAUUCUGUGUCUACGUAGGCGUAUACCAACCAAUCCCAGUUCUUUUUAAAAUUAAAGCUUUGAAAAUUAUGUUGCCAAAUGCGAAGUUUUAUACUAAAUCGAAAAAACUAUACCUACACAGAACCAGGUAUGCUUUCACUCUUUUUAUAUAACACAAAAGUCAAACAGAAAGCAAUUCCAUUAAUAUUAAUACGUUUCAAGUUUGAAUUGUGGAUUUUCUUUAUGUUGCAGUAUUAAAAAUAAAAAUUACGUAAAAUACUUUGAGCUUUUGAGCUUGGCAACGUUGUAUGAGCUUUCAUAGCAACCAAUAAGUAAUAAAGUUAUAAAAUCAAGUGUUUAAAUAUACAAACAUCAUUAGACUUUCAGUGAUUCAAUGUAAAGUACGAUCCCAUAUGCAAAUGUUUUAAAAGCUUAAUAAAACAAAAUACUUUUUUUCGAUUUCAUUUCCGUAUAACCCAUUAAUGAAUGGAACCCAUACAGAGCUUUCAUAAUAAUCAUUUUUGCGAUGACACCCCGCUCAUUUUUUCCAAUGGAAUUUUUAAAAGGUAUUACAUAACAGAUGAAACCUCAAAGGCUUUGAACAAUAAACUCCAUCCACUCGCUAUUUGCCCAACCCAAUCCCAUAAUUUAAAAGUGUGCCCUGAAUUGUACAAAACUCAGUUUUACGAUAAUUUUCAAAAAAGUUACAUCAACGACAUUCAACGCCGUUUAAGGCCCUAUCCUGCUUUUGACCACCAUGCACACGACGCAUUCGGAGAUAUGAUGAAUGCUCGAUUAAAAAAACAGCGCAACGAAAAGAAGCCCGUCCCCGAAGAAAAAAAAGACGCUCUGUACUAUGAGAAAAGAAAAAGGAAUAAUAAGGCCGCGAAAAAAUCCAGAGAUGCGAGAAAACUUCGAGAAGAUCAGGUAAUUGAUAAAUGUUUUCAUGUUCUGGUACUGCAUAACAUUAAUAAUUUCUAUUAAAUGGUUUCGCUAGGGUUGUAAUUAGGACUGUUUGAAAAUCUUAGUGUUAAUUCUUGAUUCAUUUUGCAAGAACACAGACCCAAAACAUUGGGUUCUUUUGUCAAUAAGAAGUUAAUUGCACAUGUAAAAAAAUAUUAGAAAAUUUGUACCCAUGAAGAUUCACAAACAUUAUCAUCAAAGAAAAUCAUACUAAAAAUUUUGGUGAAGGCGCCGGGAAAAUUUAAAAUAAAAGCUAUAACAGAGUUGUAAUUCCGAUUUAAUUGAAACAAAUUGAUAUCUUUUUAUUACUAGAUGAUAUUUCUUCCAUGUAAUCGUAGUUAGGGUGGUAUUUUGUGGUUUUACAACUAAUUUACAAUUUGUAAUGUGACAU